Molecule: messenger RNA, 1948 nt
Organism: Melampsora larici-populina 98AG31
Lineage: Eukaryota; Fungi; Basidiomycota; Pucciniomycetes; Pucciniales; Melampsoraceae
Exons: 3
Coding region: 147-1208 (353 amino acids)
Source: RefSeq, a predicted model, not a curated record
GGUUUUCUUCAUUCAUUAAUACAUACUAACCAUCCAUCCAUCACUUUAUCAUCAAGUCUUUAAACAAACUCUUUAAUCUUCUUUACUUUCUUAAUCUUUCAAUCUUUACUUUUCUUAUUAUCUUUUGUAAAAUCAAACCAAAUCAAAUGGCUAACCAUCCAUCAACUACAAUCACUCCGAUUCAUUCUAAUCUAUCAAUCGAUUCAUUUCAUCAAAUCAAAUCAUCAUCAUCAACACCAUCUCCAUCACCUUUACCUUCGUGUUCAACAACAACAACAACAACGUUUAUCAAAUUAACUAAUUCAUCAAACUCUAAAUUACCUUUGGUUUAUAAGGCUCAGGAUGAUAUCAAUCGAUUCCAAACCGAUCAAGAUUUUAUUAAUCAUAUUCUUCAUGCUGAUGAUCAGAAUCGUUUAGAACCUUUUCUUGAUUUGGAUGACCAUUCGAUUCGGUCUAGAUCGAGUUGUGCUUUAUUGAUUCGUGAGAAAUUGAUGUCGAUUUGGAGGUUGGUGGAUCCUCGUAAGCCUAAUAGACAUCGUAGGUUUCUAGAAAGAACCAAAUCAAAACUUAAAACAUCUACAUUUCAACAAGUUCAUCAACUCUUACUAUUCAAUUCGAUGAUUGAAACCUUAAACAAUUAUAACGAGACCUUGAAACGAUUCCAAAACAAUUCAUCAAAACUACAUAGAUGUUUGAUUAAGUGGGAUAAACUCAAGAGUAAAGAUCAGUCCUUUACGAGUACUUCACUUGAGAUCUCCUUGAACCUUCAACGCUUUAUGGAACAUAUUCAUACUUAUUAUCCUACUUCUUAUCUUACUCUUCAUCCUGAUCCUGAUCAAGAAGAAGAAACCGAAGAAGAAGUUGAAACCGAAGAAGUUGAAACGGAAGAAGAAACCCAAGAAGAAGAAGAAGAAGUAAUAGCAGACCCAGAAGACCCACCCACCGCACCACAUUCCUCAACCACAACCAAGAAGAUCAGUCUAAGAGCUCAUCUAUUAAUCCGAUUUAAACUACAUCAACUCAGAACGAAUGCAAGAAAGUUUAAUAAACAGUUUAGAUUACAUGAGAAUGAGAAGAUGGAAUUGAAAUUGAUGGGAAACGAAUGUAUUUUUAAGAUGGUUAAGGAUGGAAAGGUCUUGUUGGAAAUUAAUGAUUUGUUGGUUAAGUUUAUACUUGAUUUGGUAAUCUUGAGAAAAAAGUCUGGGUAGAUUGAGAAAGGUCUUGGGAAAGGUUGGUUGAGAGGUUCAGCUGGUUGGAGUGCGUACUGGGAACUGGAGGGUUUGGGAUCGUUUUUUUAUGAUUUAUGAUUUCUUCUGUUCAGGUUUUGGUAUCAUAGGUUUCGUUCUUUGGUUCUUUGGUCUUUUGGUUUUGUGUGAAGAAAGAGGUUUGAUGUGCAAUUUAUUUUGAAUUUAUGGUUUGGUUUGGUUUGAUUUGAUUUGAUGGAUUAUUAAUUAUACUCACUCUUUGUUAUAGUUUUGAGACUGUUUUUUUCUUUUCUUUCCUUUCCUCUCAUAAUAAGAAGAUACCUGAUUUUUUUUUGUGUGUGUGUGUGUGUGUGUGUGUUUUUUAGAAAAAUCUUGAGAUAUGUUAUAUAACAUCCAAUGUAUUUAAGAAUUUUUUUUUGAGUCUUUUUUUUUGAGGAUAUAUGUUUUUGAUGAAGAAGGAAAAAAUAUCAGGAAUUUUAUUUUUUUAUAUACUGUGGUUUGGUUUUUUGAUUUUACCCUUUUUGAUUUUUUGAUUUGAUUUCAUUUGAUUUCAUUUGAUUUUAGUUUGAUUUUGAUUUUGAUUGUUUUUUUCUUUCUUUUGGAAAAAAUACAUGGUGCUUUGUGUAUUAUAUAUAAUGACAUUUUUUUGCUGGUUUUAUAUAUCAAGAUGGUUUGUUGAUCUGGUUUAGGAAAGAUAAAGUGAGAUCCUGAGGUUUUAUUUAAGGUUUUAUUAGAAACCUUUG